CUCCUCCUUCGCUCAUAUCGCAUUACUUUUGCUCCGCAUCUUCACGCAUAUCUUAAACCUUUGGUACUUUGACCAAAUAUAAGUAUUCCAAUGCUGCGCUCACUCGCCAAAACCGCCUUGACGGCCCGGGCUCGCCUGACCAGCUCUGUGUCUGGCCCUGUUGCCAGAACGUGCCACUCCACUGUUCUUCGCGCCACUGUCAUCCCUAUCGGUCGCAAGUCCGUCAAUAUGAUGUACAACUCGAUCCGUACCUUCACCACCGAGACCAGCAGCGACCAGGACGAACAGCAGGAAAAAAUCAUUGGAGAGACCAAGAAGAAGACCUUUCAAGCAGAAACUCGCAAGCUGCUUGACAUUGUCACACACUCGCUCUACUCUGAAAAGGAGGUGUUUGUUAGGGAGUUGGUAUCCAAUGCCUCGGACGCUUUGGAGAAGCUCCGUCAUUCUCAACUGACAGACUCGAGCCUCGAUGCCGGAAAGCCUCUCGAAAUCCACAUUUCAGUCGACGAGACCAAGAACACAUUCACAAUCCAGGAUUAUGGUAUCGGUAUGACAGAAGAAGAGGCCAUUUCCAACCUGGGAACCAUUGCCAGAUCUGGAUCCAAGGCCUUUCUGGAGAACUUGGAGGACAAGGGUGUUGCUGGAUCGACCAAGGAUAAGAUCAUUGGACAAUUCGGCGUUGGAUUCUACUCAGCUUUCAUGGUAGGAUCCGAGAUCAAGGUGUACACUCGCUCGGCUAAGCCUGGAUCAAAGGGAUACUGCUGGACCUCUGACGGCUCUGGAUCGUAUGAGAUCGCGGAGGCCGAGAAUGUUGCCGUCGGUACAAAGAUCGUCAUUACCCUUAGAGAUGAGUGCAAGGAGUAUGCAAAGGAAGCCCUUAUCGAGUCUAUCAUCAAAAAGUACUCCAACUUUGUUGACUAUCCCGUCCACCUCAACAACAAAAAAAUCAAUGCCGUGCAGCCUCUCUGGACCAAGGAUAAGAGCGAAAUUUCGGAUCAGGAACACACUGAGUUUUAUCGCUAUAUUGCCGGCGCUUGGGACAACCCUCAAUUCAAACUGGUUUACAAGACGGACUCGCCUCUCGCCAUCAGCAGUUUGCUGUACAUCCCUCAGCGGCACAUGGAGGUCUUGGGCAUGCAGAGAGAGGAGCCCGGAGUCAGUUUGUAUUCUCGCAAGGUCAUGAUCCAGGCCAAGUCCAAAGCGCUUUUACCAGAGUGGCUCCGAUUUGUAAAGGGAGUGGUUGACUGUGAAGAUUUGCCCCUGAAUGUCUCGCGUGAGCUGCUGCAGGACCAGUCUCUUUCAAAGUUGCGCCAAGUCUUGACCGGCCGUGUGAUCAAAUGGCUGGAGAAUGAGUCCAAGUCAGAUCCUACGACCUACAAUAAUUUCUUUGAAGAAUUUGGUAACUUUAUUAAGGAGGGCGUCUGUACCGAGAGCGAGAGCAACCGGGCGAAUGUGGCCAAGCUGCUGCGGUACGAGAGCAGUGUCGGCAAGCCAGGCGAAGUCUUCAGCCUAAAGGAAUACAUCGAUCGUAUGAAGGAAGGACAGGAAAAUAUUUACUACUCUUGCGUGCCCAAGCGCAAGUUUGCGGAGGAGAGCCCCUACUUCGAGGAGUUCAAGGAAAAAGGUGUCGAGGUUUUGUUCUUGUACGACACUGUAGACGAGUUCGUUGUCAAUAAUCUGCGCCAGGUUGGACAACACAAGUUGGUGUCGAUCGAUGCUGCCGAUAUCAAGGAUACGGUCUUCGACAAUGACUCCAAGAGUGACUCCAAUGACAGUAACGCUUCAAAGGAGGAGGCCUUGAGCAAGGAGGAGGCUAAGCUUGAGGCAGAGAACAUUGCAGACUGGUUCCGCCAGACACUCGGAAUGCAGGUUCGUAAGGUCGAUGUGUCGAAGCGCCAUAUGAGCCAUCCAGCCGUCGUCACAGAGCACGACUCGCCAGCUGUCCGCAAGAUGAUGGCCAUGAUGUCAGGGGCUGCGAAGGUUGGCGAGGAUAACCUACCACCGACUCCAACCAGCCUGGAGAUCAAUGUCAACCACCCCAUCAUCAAGAAGGUCUGGUCGAUCAAGUCCCAGAACCCCGAGUUCGCUAAGCAAAUUGCUGAGCAGAUCUACGAUAACGCGUUGAUCGCCGCCGGAGUACUGGAUGAUCCUCGCUCGAUGCUUAAGCGUCUGAACACCAUCAUGGAGGCUUCUCUUUCUGCCUCUGAUGCGUCAAAGUCUAAGAGCACUGUCAUGCAACCAAAGAUGAUUGAAGUCGUCGAGGGCGAGAAAGUAUAAUGUUAUCUCUUGCUCCAUCUAAGUUCUAAGACUCAAUUUUUUGUAACAAGAGAUAAUGAAUGACACAGCUCUUUUUCAUCUCCCACUGUGUCCAC
Messenger RNA from Gamsiella multidivaricata, 2372 nucleotides. Its product is annotated as heat shock protein 90. Gene Ontology annotation, biological process: protein folding. The record is from RefSeq and is a predicted model, not a curated record. The transcript has 5 exons. The coding region runs from base 91 to 2277 and encodes 728 amino acids. NCBI's taxonomy places the organism in Eukaryota, Fungi, Mortierellomycota, Mortierellomycetes, Mortierellales, Mortierellaceae. Gene Ontology annotation, molecular function: ATP-dependent protein folding chaperone; ATP hydrolysis activity; ATP binding. Gene Ontology annotation, cellular component: mitochondrial inner membrane.